AUGGAAUUAACUUCAUCUUCGCAUACAAGUCUCGCUGGAAAUCUUGCUUUGAUUGGCUUCACUUUUGGUGAAGCUCUGGUGACCAUUUUUGCCUAUCUGGCUCGUGAUUGGCUACUUCUCAAAUGGAUUAUUAGUGGUUAUUUUGCUCUUGUUUUACCAUAUCUUUAUUUUGUUCCCGAAUCACCUUAUUGGUUAUUUAGUAGGAAAAACUACAAUCAACUUGAACAUUGUCUCAAUAAAAUAGCCACAAAGAAUGGUCGUACACAUGAUCAAUGGCAUCCAUAUUAUAUUCAGUUGAUUCAAGAUCCUGAUAUUGCCGCGCGGCAAGCUAAACAUGCAGCUCGAACAACUAAGGAAAAGUUUCUAAAACAUGUGCCUCUAUUGAUUCUUUGUGGAUUGAUCGGUUUUGUUACUAUGCUUUUGUAUAUCAAAAUUUCAUAUGGACUCAGUGCCAUGAACGAUGCAGUGAGUCCAUAUUGGAAUACCAUCAUUGGUGCAGCCGUGGAAGGUAUUGGAUAUCUAAGCGUUAGUAUUUUGAUUACUACACCACUUGGAAGAAAGUAUACAUUGAUGAUCUAUUUGUUGUUUACAUCAAUAUGUGUUUUAAUAAUUCCAUUCACUACGAAGCCACUUCCUAUCGUUACUGUUGUUAUUUCACAGAUAGGAAAACUGACGAUCAGUGGUGCUGUAUCGAUAACUUGGGUUUAUGUUCCAGAGAUGUUUCCAACAUCUAUGCGUGGUUUAGCCAACGGUGUGUUUGUGUUUGUCGGACGUUGUGGAGCUAUUAUAGCGCCAAUCAUUGAUGCUGCUGUCAGUGAAGAGAAAUUAAAAAUUACAUUUUAUGUUUAUGCCUGUUUGACAAUUAUUUUGACUGGUAGUAUCUAUUUCCUAGCUGAAACACGCAAUCGAUCAUUUCACACCGAUGAAGAUGAAGAAAAAAGUGAAAAUGAUGAUAAACCACAAGCCGACAAUGAUAACGAGAACAAAAAUGAAAUAGCUAUGAAGUGCAUGAGAAUACCAACGAUUUUUCGAAGUAAUCGAAUCGAUACUCUACAGAGUGCAUUCUAA
Molecule: messenger RNA, 1068 nt
Organism: Rotaria sp. Silwood1
Lineage: Eukaryota; Metazoa; Rotifera; Eurotatoria; Philodinida; Philodinidae
Source: the annotation of a GenBank genome assembly